AUGCAACCUCACGAACACAUACAAAUCAAAGAGUCCUUUCUUGUUGGGAAAGCCCUUUUGAACUUUACAUCCGUGUUUGUUUCUCUCGGAGUGUUUUUGUUUGGGUUUGAGCAAGGGUUAAUGUCAUCAUUGAUUACAAACAACUACUUUAAAUUAUACUACCAUGAUCCAUCGCCAGCAGAAAUUGGUAUCAUGAUCGCCAUCCUUGAAAUCGGUGCUCUAUUCUCAUCAUUCGUUGCAGGAAGAGUGGGUGAUUUAGUAGGUAGAAAGAAAACCAUCCGGUAUGGAUCUUUCAUCUUUGUUGUUGGAGCAUUGAUUCAAUUCUUGUCUCCAAAUAUCCUUAUUUUAAGUGGUGGAAGAUUAAUUGGAGGUGUAGCUAUCGGGUUCCUAACGACAAUUGUCCCUUGUUACCAAUCCGAGAUUAGUCCACCUACCGAUAGGGGGUUUUAUGCAUGCGCUGAAUUCACGGGAAACAUUAUCGGAUACGGUGCUAGUAUCUGGGUGGAUUACGGUUUUUCAUUUUUGGAAAGUGACGCUAGUUGGAGAAGUCCACUUUUCGUCCAAUUUGGCAUGGGUGUGUUGCUUUGGUUGGGAACGUUUGUUAUUGUUGAAACUCCACGUUGGUUGUUGAAUCACGACCAUGAUUUGGAAGGUAUGAUUGUUAUUGCCGAUAUGUAUGCCGAUGGCGAUGUUGAAGAUGAACAUGCAAGAAAUGAGUAUAGAAACAUCAAGGAAAGUGUAUUGAUUGAUCGUAUUGAAGGUGGAGAAAGAUCAUAUCAAUACUUGUUCAAGAGGUACGCCAAGAGAUUGUCGGUUGCGUGCUUUGGGUUACUUUUCAGUCAAUUAAACGGUAUCAACUUGAUUUCCUAUUAUGCGCCAAUGAUUUUUGAAAGUGCUGGUUGGGUAGGUAGAAAAGCCAUAUUCAUGACUGGUAUCAAUGCCAUCAUUUACAUCUUGAGUACAAUUCCACCUUGGUAUUUAGUUGAUUCAUGGGGUAGAAAGCCAUUGUUGAUGCUGGGUGCACUCUUGAUGGGUAUUCCCUUAUACUUGGCGGGUUAUUCAUUGUACUUGAACAACGAUUAUACUGCAGCAGUGGUGGUUACAUGCAUCAUCAUUGCAAAUGCAGCUUUUGGAUACUCAUGGGGAGGUAUUGGAUGGCUCUUGCCUUCGGAAAUCUUGCCUUUGCCAGUCAGAUCAAAGGGGGCUGCUAUUGCAACGGCUACAAACUGGCUUUCCAACUUUAUCGUUGGAUUGGCUUCUCCAAUCUUGUUGGAUCAGAUUAAAUGGAAAACCUACUUGAUUCCAGCAUCGUUUUGUAUCUUGUCCUUUUUUGCCGUAUGGUACUUGUUCCCCGAAACUAAAGGAUUGUCUUUAGAGGAAAUGGGAUCAGUAUUUGAUGACAAGUCGUCCAUCUUUUCCUAUCACGGAGCAGGUUCCAAUGGCAAUGGUUCCAUCAACAGCAGCAGCAGCACUAGCAUCCAUUCCAACUCCAACUAUGGCUCAACCCAAGAACGAAGAUUAUCCAAUGCUGAAUUCGUGUCUGAUUCAGUGCAAACGGCAGCUUCAAUGGCGAGAAACCCAGCUACCAUGCGUCCUGAAUUGGAUGAUAAUAUAAUUGCUGGCGCUAGUAGUGCAGCCCACUUGUCCACAGUAGCUGGACCUUCGUCGUCGUCGUCAAUAAAGCCAGUCAAAUCGGAUAAUGCAUCGACUGCGUCAAUCGACGGGUCAGCCAACGGCGGUGUGCCCGACACUGUGAUUCAAGAAAUUGAACCUCCUGCAUUUGAAGAUAUCUUGAUGUUUAAAGUUCAAGAACAAAGUCGACCAUUUUUUUUCAUUGAGUGGUUUACCGGUUUGCAAAAGAAGAAACAAAAGGGUGCCAAUGAUGAAGAAAGUAGACUAUUGCAAUAG
Messenger RNA from Lodderomyces theae, 1908 nucleotides. RefSeq names its product Hgt3p (gene HGT3). The coding region runs from base 1 to 1908 and encodes 635 amino acids. NCBI's taxonomy places the organism in Eukaryota, Fungi, Ascomycota, Pichiomycetes, Serinales, Debaryomycetaceae. The record is from RefSeq and is a predicted model, not a curated record. Gene Ontology annotation, molecular function: carbohydrate:proton symporter activity. Gene Ontology annotation, biological process: carbohydrate transport; transmembrane transport. The transcript has a single exon. Gene Ontology annotation, cellular component: membrane.